Molecule: messenger RNA, 1620 nt
Organism: Phytophthora sojae
Lineage: Eukaryota; Oomycota; Peronosporomycetes; Peronosporales; Peronosporaceae
Exons: 1
Coding region: 1-1620 (539 amino acids)
Source: RefSeq, a predicted model, not a curated record
AUGGAGCUAGCUCGCCAGAGUGCUCUUCACGGAGCUGGUGGCGACCAACGUUACGUGAAGGUGAUUAUUUUCUCGCAAUUCACGGAGAUGAUUUGGCGUGUAAAGCUCGCGUUCCAGCAACAGAAGAUCCCGACGGCAGAUUUCAUCACCCUUAUCAAACCUAAAUUGCGGAUGAGAGCUUUGAGACGCUUUCGCGAAAAUCCUGCAGUAAACGUGCUGUUGCUGUCUGAAGAGGGGUCACACGGACUGGAUCUCUCUUUCGUGACGCAUGUCUUCCUGAUGGAAGAGAUCUGGGAUAAAUCACUUGAGACUCAAGUCAUUAGCCGCGCGCACCGAAUGGGAGCAGAGCAAGCAGUUGUGAUCGAGCGACUAUGGAUGCGAGGCAGCGUGGAGAGCGACAUGGCGAAGGUGAAUGAGUUAAGUGAGAACGAACCAGACCCACCUCGCGUAGUUCAUGAUCUUGGCCCACCUGCUCGCAAGUUUAAGCGGAAACAUACUGGAGGUGAUGAUACGUUACUGAAUGUAGCUGGCAAGAAGAAGCACAAGCACGACCGCAACGAUGAGGUGGCCAAGGUACCUGGAAACAAGAGCAAGUUCCUCCAACGCAAGCUGGACUACGUGCUAAACCACUUAAAGCUGCUCGAUGAGAGCAUUGCCGCGCCACCUCGACAAGUCCGGUUCUCUGUCAUCGAUGAAAAGACUGGCACUACAAUACGACAAGCGAUCCACACGAUUCUCAGCUCGGACGACCCCGCACUAACAACUUCAACGAAUUCCUCCAAGCCACAAGACAGAAGGACGGCACCACAGGCCAUACCCUCCGCUCGUCCGACGGAAAAUAGGGGAGCAAAUGGCGCAGUGGUAACAGCUAGUCAAAGAGGGGCAACGUCGAAUCAACACCAGUCACGCGCUUCUGUUGGCACGGCGCAGACUGCGAAGCCUGCGGCGGCGACUACAGUGGUAAGACCACAGGCAGCACGAGAAGCAGUACAUUCGUCCAGAAACUCUACGACACAAGCUGUGGAAUCAGCACAGGAGAUUAAAUCAGAGUCGGCACAGGUAGCGUGCCAACGAGCUGCAACAGCGACGACCCACCGCGAACGUAGACAGAAGCGACGACGAAGUGACCCCCAAGACAUUAUUGUGAUCGACGAUGAACCCGAGACGGUCGAACCUCGCCCUCCUGCUGCUAUUGCAGUGGCAAAGCAAGACAACUCGAAUGCAGAAGUGAUCAUGAUUGAUGAUUCUUCCUCUUCGGAGCCUGACCAAAGCAUCGAUAACGAUAAAGAAAGCCUCGGCGGCCGUGAUAGCGAUAGCGGCAGCGGCGGCGACAGCGAUGCCAGCAUGGCCAGCAGCAGCAACAGUUGCAGUGCCGACAACGAAGAUCAGUCUGGAAGUGAAGACAACGAUAGCAGCAGCGACGAGAGCGACGAGGAAGGCAACGAGUUAGUCUCUCAGCUGAUCACCGUUGCUCAAUGUCACUUUGCCCAGCACACCGUUGCUCAACGCCGCUUUGCUCGGCAUCGAGAAGCCUCGGACAAAAAGGCUGCUGCAGCUGCGACUUCGUCUACGCGAACACCUGCAUUGGACGAUGAAGAGACCGAAACGGAGUCGGAGUGA